Messenger RNA from Pecten maximus, 2685 nucleotides. RefSeq lists its product as uncharacterized. The record is from RefSeq and is a predicted model, not a curated record. Bases 1 to 2685 code for a protein of 894 amino acids. Lineage: Eukaryota; Metazoa; Mollusca; Bivalvia; Pectinida; Pectinidae. The transcript has a single exon.
AUGUCUAUAAGCGAUCUUCAGAAGUGGUCUCAUCUAUGUGACGUUCCAGUGGAGAGAAUUGAUAGUGAUGUGGGACUGCUGAUAGGAAUCAAUGUGCCAAAGGCAAUGGAACCUUGGGAUAUUGUUUCCAGUAGCGAGAACGGUCCCUUCGCUGUAAAAAAAACAUUGUUGGGAUGGGUUGUUAAUGGACCGCUUGGCCUAUCCCCGACAGAUGAGGCAUCAAACAGAUUUGUCAAGGCUAACCACAUCGACGUACAAUCUGUUCCGAGCUUGGAGGAACAGAUGCGCAAUCAAUUUGAUCAUGACUUUAAUGAGGGAACUAUCGACGACGUGCCACAGCCCUCCAGAGAGGAUCGUCAGUUUAUAGACAUCAUGACAGAAUCAGCAAGUAUCCAGAAUGGACAUUACGUGAUUAAUUUACCAUUCAAAUCAAAGGAAGCUGUUAUGCCGAACAAUAUCAAGCAGGCCGAGCAAAGACUCGCAUCGCUUGCCCGACGCUUAGAUAAGGAUGAACACUUUCGUUGCGAGUAUACCAAAUUUAUGGACAAGGUCAUAGGUGAGGGAUAUGCUCGCAAAGUACCACUAGAGGAAAUCCAUAAAGAUGAUGGACAUGUUUGGUACUUGCCACACCACGGUGUGUAUCAUCCUAGAAAACACAAACUGAGAGUUGUAUUUGACUGCGCAGCAAGAUAUAGGGGAACUUCUUUAAACGAUCAACUGUUACAGGGUCCCAACCUUACAAACACUCUAGUCGGAACCUUGAUCAGAUUCAGACAGGAAGAGAUCGCCAUUAUGGGAGAUAUUGACAGUAUGUUUCACCAAGUUCAUGUACCCCCGCAGGACGCAAACUUUCUCCGAUUUCUUUGGUGGGAACAUGGAGACACACGCCAGCAAGCGUCAGAGUAUCAAAUGGUUGUACACCUGUUUGGAGCUACUUCCUCUCCAAGCUGUGCAAACUUUGCUCUCAGAAAAACUGCGCAUGAUUGCAAGGGACAUUUCAAUGACGAGGUUAUCAAUACCGUACUGAAGAAUUUUUAUGUUGAUGACUGCCUCAAGUCUCUGAAAACUGUAAACAAGGCCAAGUCCUUGGUUAAGGACUUGAAAGACGUUCUACACAGAGGUGGUUUUCAUAUCGCCAAAUGGAUCAGCAACAGUAGAGAAGUUAUGAGUUCAUUACCCGUCGAUGAAAGAGCAAAGGAGGUCAAAGACUUGGAUUUGGAUCAGGAUACACUACCUAUUGAACGAGCUCUCGGGGUACAGUGGUGUAUAGAGUCGGACAUAUUUCGUUUCAAGAUAGUCAUUAAGGAUCAACCACUUACAAGACGUGGGAUUCUGUCCAUGGUCAGUAGUGUGUAUGAUCCCCUCGGAUUCCUAGCCCCAUUUGUACUCACAGCAAAGGUUAUAUUACAAGAACUCUGUAAACUACAAUUGGGGUGGGAUGACCAGGUCCCCAAUGGGUUUCAAGAUCAAUGGUGUUUAUGGAUUAAGGACCUUCAGAAAUUAUCUGAUUUUAAAGUAGACAGGUGCAUAAAGCCGCCAGGUUUCGGAGACAUACAAUCUGCUCAACUCCAUCACUUCGCUGACGCCAGCGAAACUGGGUAUGGGACAGUGAGUUACCUGCGUAUGAAGAAUGCAGAAGGCAAAACCCAUUGCACGUUCGUCAUGGGUAAGUCGCGCGUGUCGCCAUUAAAGCAAACAACUAUACCACGUUUGGAGCUGACAGCAGCUACAGUCGCGAUUCGUACGGACAAAAUGUUGAAGGACGAGUUAGAUAUCUCUAUUAACCAAACCAUAUUCUGGAAGGACAGCAUGGCCGUACUGCGAUACAUACGGAACACUACGGCAAGAUUUCACAAGUUUGUUGCGAACCGACUAGCUUUGAUCCAUGAAGGAUCUGAUCCUGAUGAUUGGCGCUACGUCAACACGAAACUCAAUCAUGCAGAUUUUGCAUCGAGAGGCCUCCCCGCCGAUAGCUUCUUGCAGAGAAAGCAGUGGAUAGAGGCACCUGAAUUCCUGUGGGAGGAAGAGGACUCGUGGCCAGAAGCCCCCUCUGAAAUAUCAAAGGAAGUCAUAGGUGAAGAUCCAGAGGUCAAGAAGGUCGCUGUUAGAACAAUCAUUUCAACAACACCUACCUCAGAAAGUGUCGUAGACAAACUGAUCAACCGUCAUUCCUCAUGGCAUGUUUUGAAACGGAGUGUCGCUUGGAUUCUCAAAAUUCGUAGGGAAUUGCGUCGGAAAGUCCAGCAUAAAAGGAAGGGCGGAAGUGAUCAUAAUGAACAACCAACGGGCUAUCACUCCCACCAUGAUUCCGACAAGUUGGCAAGCAUAUCGGCUCAAGACUUGGACGAUGCAGAGAAUGCCAUUCUCAGUUAUAUUCAGCAUCAGUCAUUUGCUGUGGAAAUAGAUACGCUUAGGAAGGGACGAUCAUCCGUGAUGCGUACUAGCUAUAUCAGAAAGCUCGACCCAGUCCUUGACAACGGCCUUCUGCGUGUUGGAGGUCGUUUAUCAAAAUCGUGCAUGCCUGGCGACAGCAAACACCCCGUAAUUUUACCAAAAAAUCAUCACGUGUCGAUCAUGAUCAUCAGACAAAUUCAUCAUGAACUUCAGCAUAGUGGGAGAAAUCAUAUGAUGGCUCGUUUGAGGGAAAGAUACUGGUUAGUCAAUGCCUCCUCGGCUGUAAGAUAA